Tripterygium wilfordii is the source of this 922-nucleotide messenger RNA. RefSeq names its product elongation factor 1-beta 1-like. Gene Ontology annotation, cellular component: eukaryotic translation elongation factor 1 complex; cytosol. The transcript is spliced from 6 exons. Gene Ontology annotation, biological process: translational elongation. Gene Ontology annotation, molecular function: guanyl-nucleotide exchange factor activity; translation elongation factor activity. The record is from RefSeq and is a predicted model, not a curated record. The coding region runs from base 112 to 786 and encodes 224 amino acids. NCBI's taxonomy places the organism in Eukaryota, Viridiplantae, Streptophyta, Magnoliopsida, Celastrales, Celastraceae.
UGCAUAUAUAUAUAGAUUUCUCUGUUUCAGUUCAUCUCCUCUGAUUUCGUCACUCGAGUUCCCUACUUGUCAGUUCAAUCCUCUCUCUGUCCUCACCUUUCUUCAUCAUCAAUGGCGGUCACUUUUUCAGAUCUUCACACUGAAUCUGGACUCAAGUCUCUCGAUGAGUUCCUUGCCGGGAAAUCCUAUAUCUCUGGAGAUCAUAUCACCAAGGAUGACAUAAAGGUGUACGCCGCUGUUUUGGAGAAGCCGGGAAGCGCCUUCCCUAAUGCAAGCAAGUGGUACGAGAGCGUGUCUUCACAUCUUGCCCCAAGCUUCCCGGGAAAAGCUGUUGGAGUGAGAAUUGGCGGAAACAGUCUUCCAGCUGAAGAUACCCCAUCCAAGGAGGCUGCACCUGCUAAGGAGGAGGAUGACGAUGACUUGGACCUCUUUGGUGAUGAGACUGAGGAGGACAAGAAGGCAGCAGAGGAGAGGGAGGCAGCUAAAAAACCGGCCAAGAAGAAAGAGAGUGGCAAGUCUUCUGUUCUUUUGGAUGUGAAACCUUGGGAUGAUGAAACAGACAUGAAGAAGUUGGAAGAGGCCGUUCGCAGUAUUGAGAUGCCUGGUCUAUUGUGGGGAGCAUCAAAGCUGGUUCCAGUUGGUUAUGGGAUCAAGAAGUUGCAGAUCAUGAUGACAAUUGUUGAUGAUCUCGUCUCCGUCGAUACCCUUAUCGAGGAGCGCCUGACAGUUGAGCCUUGCAACGAAUACAUUCAGAGUUGUGACAUUGUCGCCUUCAACAAAAUCUAAAAAUCUUGAGUUAUUUUACUUGAAUCUGUAACUUUAGCUUCUUUUUUUGCCCUCCUGGCUUCUUUUUCUGAUGGUUUUGUUGUACUGACUCGUGAGAGUUGAAAGAUUUUGACCAACUUGUCAGUUUUUCUGUUUG